Molecule: messenger RNA, 839 nt
Organism: Cuscuta campestris
Lineage: Eukaryota; Viridiplantae; Streptophyta; Magnoliopsida; Solanales; Convolvulaceae
Source: the annotation of a GenBank genome assembly
AGCCCUCAAAUUAACAUCAACAUGAUAGAAGAUCAAAAAAUGACUAUUUGUGGAAAGAUACCCAUAAAAGAAAGACCACUAGUGUAAUAUCUGAUAAUAGAGGACUAAAUAGGGAAGCCCCUUUUAACACAUGGUAGGUAGGGUAUUGGCGCUCAAAUGUUUGGGAUAGGAAGAGCGACGUCAGUGGGCGGCGGCGGCGGAGGGCGGUCGUGGUCGUCCACGACGUCGGUUUCUGCUUCCGGCAAAAGAAUUCAAAAAGAGAUGGCGGAGCUAAGCCUGGACCCUCCUCCGGACUGUGCCGCUGGUCCCAAAGGCGACAAUCUCUACCAUUGGGUCGCCACUCUCUUCGGCCCCUCCGGAACACCUUAUGAAGGCGGGAUAUAUUUCCUUGACAUAACAUUUCCAUCUGAGUAUCCAUUUAAACCUCCACAGGUUAUUUUCAAAACCCGGAUCUACCAUUGCAAUGUCGAUCCGAAUGGCAUUGUUAGCUUGGUCAUUUUGAAAGAUGGUUGGAGUCCAGCUUUAACUAUCUCAAAGGUUCUUCUUGCUCUCAGAUCAAUGCUCACCACUCCAGACACCUACAACACGGUUGUUCCUGGUAUUGCUCAGUUGUAUUUGGGCGAUAGAGCACGGCACGAUGAAAUAGCUGCGGAGUGGACUCGGAGAUUCGCAAGGUAGUUGCAAGAGGAUAUUUUUGGAAAAGGCAAAUUCAUGAAGAAAAUGAUAUAUAUAUGGACUAUCAUGUUUGAGCAAGGAUAUUUUGACACCCCAUUAUUGGGGGGGGGGGGGGGGGGGGNAACCCUUAAAUUGCAUGGGUGUAAUAAUGGUAUGGUGUCCUU